Messenger RNA from Drosophila kikkawai, 1533 nucleotides. RefSeq lists its product as uncharacterized. Gene Ontology annotation, molecular function: long-chain fatty acid-CoA ligase activity. The record is from RefSeq and is a predicted model, not a curated record. NCBI's taxonomy places the organism in Eukaryota, Metazoa, Arthropoda, Insecta, Diptera, Drosophilidae. Gene Ontology annotation, biological process: fatty-acyl-CoA biosynthetic process; long-chain fatty acid metabolic process.
AUGUCCAUUGGCGAAAUCAUUUUCCAGGAGAUGGUUCGACAUCCCAAGGACAUAGCACAAAUUUCGGAGCCUGAAGGCACAGUUCUUUUAAGAGAGGAUCUGUUGGAAAAUUCUAUGCGCAUUGCUACCUUCAUGCGAAACUUGGAGCUCACUCAGUCUGACUUUGUUGGCAUUGUGGCGGGAAAUUCAGUUCAUAUUUCGGCAGUGGCCUAUGCGUGUCUCUUCAAUGGCUUCGCUUUAAAUGCAAUAAACCCCGCCUAUAUAGCGGACAUUAUAGAGAGUCUCUACCAGAUCACCCAGCCUCGACUUAUCUUUUGUGAUGGCGAUGUAUACGACAAGGUCAAGGCUGCCACUUCGAAGUUAAACGUUAAGUUAGUGAGCAUGCGGAAUCAUCCAGAGGGUGUUAUUACUAUCCAAGAGGUGUUGCAGACUAAGGUUCAAGGGGAGUUCAAGCCCAAUCCCCUAAAAGACAAAAACCCACCCAUGGCCAUUCUCAGUACUUCAGGCACCACCGGCACACCCAAGGCCGUCGUGCUAACGAAUAAUAUAAAGGUUUUGAGUGGCUUUACAUACCUCACAACCUGUGACGUUCAGUACACAGCAAGUAGCCUCGAUUGGGCAUCGGGUUUGUGGGCCACGAUUACCGAAGCUGUCUAUAGUACAAAGCGUAUCAUAUCUGAAAAACCUCUGGAUCCCACAGAGACCCUAAAAUUAUUCGAAAAACACCAGGUGACAUGGUUUAUCCAAUCGCCGGCCCAAGCAGCGGCCAUUGUGAGUUGUCCCUACUUUGAGGAGGCAAAUCUGCAGAGUCUGCGCUAUUACCUCGUAGGAGGCGGACGCUGUACCAAGGAAGUUUUUAAGAAGCUUCAAAGAAAACUCAACAGGAACUGUAUAAACUUUGCGUAUGGCUCUUCAGAGCUGGGAUCCAUUGGCAGCAUUAAUUGGCAUUUCGAUGAGAAGCCCAAUUCGGUGGGUCGUCCCUGUCCUGGCUACAAGUUCAAGAUUAUCAAUGGCGAAGGUGAGAAUCUGGGACCCAAUGAGGAGGGCGAGGUUUGCAUCAACAAGGGAUGCCAUUGGCCGGGCUAUUAUGGCAAUCCGGAGGCCACGGCCUUGGCGUACAAAGACAACUGGUUGCACAGCGGUGACUUGGGGUAUGUCGAUGACGAUGGUUUUGUGUAUAUCGUGGAGCGAAAGAAGGACCUUUUAAAGUACCAAAGCAACAAGUAUUAUCCGCACGAACUGGAGGAACUGAUCUCCAGAAUGCCCGGCGUGGUGGAGGCGUGUGCUUUUGGAAUUUGGAAUGUGGAAAACGGAGACGAGGCAGCAGCCUGCAUCUUGAGAAAACCAGAUGUUCAGUUGACUGAGCAGGAGGUGAUUGAUUAUGUGGCUCAACAUGCGAUUACCCAGUACCUGAGACUGCAUGACGGCUGCCUGAUUGUGGACUCCCUGAAGCGAAGUCCCAAUGGGAAAACUAAUCGUGCGGCCAACAAGGAACACUAUAUUAAAGUAAAAGGAAUUAAAAUUGUAACAUAA